AUGAAGAAAAACGUGAAACUCUUGCUCUUCUUCUUCUCCAUCUCCCUCUUUCUGAUCGCCGCAUCCGCACAGGAACACGAAGGCCAUUCGCACUCCGGUAAACCGAAGUGCGAAUGCUCACACGACGACGACCAUGAAAACAAAGCCGGAGCUCAGAAAUACAAAAUCGCCGCCAUUCCUUGUGUUCUAAUCGCAGGCGUGAUCGGAGUUCUUUUCCCUCUCUUAGGCAAAGUCUUCCCUUCUCUGCGUCCUGAAACAUCUUUCUUCUUCAUCACGAAAGCUUUCGCCGCAGGCGUAAUCCUCUCUACCGGAUUCAUGCACGUCUUGCCUGAGGCCUACGUGAUGCUUAAUUCGCCGUGCCUGACGUCAGAAGCCUGGGAAUUUCCGUUCACCGGAUUUAUCGCCAUGGUCGCUGCGAUCUUGACGCUAUCCGUCGAUACGUUUGCCACUUCAAGUUUUUAUAAAUCGCAUUGUAAAGCUUCAAAGACGAUCACUGAUGGAGAAUCCGGCGAGCCCUCCAUCGUCUCCGACAAGGUCCAAGACAAGGUCCAAAUUCUUCGGACAAGAGUUAUUGCACAGGUUUUGGAGUUGGGAAUAAUAGUACACUCCGUGGUAAUAGGAAUAUCACUUGGAGCUUCACAGAGCCCAGAAGCUGCAAAAGCUCUCUUUAUUGCCUUAAUGUUUCAUCAGUGCUUCGAAGGUCUUGGCCUUGGUGGUUGUAUUGCUCAGGGAAAAUUCAAGUGCUUGUCAGUGACAAUAAUGUCGACGUUCUUCGCAUUAACGACUCCGAUAGGUAUCGCUGUGGGAAUGGGAAUAGCGAAUACUUACGAUGAAUCUUCUCCAACGGCUCUGAUCGUUCAAGGAGUAUUGAACGCUGCAUCCGCAGGUAUUCUCAUUUACAUGUCUCUGGUGGACCUUCUCGCAGCAGAUUUCAUGCACCCUAAGAUGCAGUCCAACACUGGGCUUCAAAUCAUGGCCCAUAUUGCUCUCCUUCUUGGUGCUGGCCUCAUGUCUAUAUUAGCCAAAUGGGCUUGA
Molecule: messenger RNA, 1035 nt
Organism: Microthlaspi erraticum
Lineage: Eukaryota; Viridiplantae; Streptophyta; Magnoliopsida; Brassicales; Brassicaceae
Source: the annotation of a GenBank genome assembly